UGAAAUGCGUCAGGUACCUGACAACCAGGAAGUCUUCGUUCACCCCAACACAGAUCAGAGCAUCAUUGUGGAACUGCUGGAAUACCAAGCAGGGGUGGCGGAUGAAAAUGCCGCCAGGUUUCAUUUUGAAGACAUUGCGGGCAAUUCUGCCAAUUCGGAGAUUUUGAGCCAAACCCAGUUUGCGCCCGCUCUUCUGGCAUUCGAAGGCUGCAGCAGCUCCUGGCAACUGGCGGGCCGCCAGCAGGUCGCUAAAUUCAACGAGGAGGCCAAAAACGAUGUCUCUGUGCAUUUGGUGCUGCUUCGCCUCCCUCAGUACGGAACGGAUCUGCUUGUCACCUUCAAUGACCCCACCUGGAUUAACCCUCUGAGUACCAGUGCUGCGCAAAGCACAGAGGUCCCCUUGGCCCUCUCUCGACCUCCUUGGACAGUGGAGCAUUUCCACGCUUUCGUGUGUAGCCUGCGGCUCCUGGAUCCUGGCCUGUUCGGUUAAGACGCUUCUCUGUCUACAUUUGCCAAAAAUCCAGCUUUGCUCCAUCCCGGCCGUGAUCACAGGGCCGUUCGGUUCAGAGGCUUUCUAGAUGAGAACGCCGGUUCCGGUAUCUGGAUCGUCUUCCUUCAUCCCUCGACGGAAAAGAGGACGUGGACGCUGAAUGCCCAAGGACGUUCUCCUUGUAAAAAGCAAACUCAGGCCAACUUGCUUUGCUUUAGGAUUGCGUUAGACCAGUG
This is a messenger RNA of Protobothrops mucrosquamatus (brown spotted pit viper), 726 nucleotides long. It is a transcript of the gene RANGRF, whose product is annotated as RAN guanine nucleotide release factor. The transcript has 4 exons. The annotation marks the transcript as partial. The record is from RefSeq and is a predicted model, not a curated record. NCBI's taxonomy places the organism in Eukaryota, Metazoa, Chordata, Lepidosauria, Squamata, Viperidae. Gene Ontology annotation, biological process: regulation of sodium ion transmembrane transporter activity; protein import into nucleus; heart contraction. Gene Ontology annotation, molecular function: sodium channel regulator activity; small GTPase binding; guanyl-nucleotide exchange factor activity. Gene Ontology annotation, cellular component: nucleus.